AUGGCUUCUAUAACUGGAGGGAGUGGCAUCGGUGGGGGUGAUCGUUGUCCUUAUGGAGAGAAGGGCACAACUCCAGUGCCGGAGGAACUCUCAAACGGAACUUAUCUGAAUGAAGCAAACAUUUAUAUUGGGAAGAUUACUCCACCAACUGUGGUUAAACUGUUCCAAGAGCAAUUUCAGAAGGAGUUCAAGUUGUUCCUUACAUUGCGGUACAAGGAACUUGUUGGUGGUGGCCGUAUGGUGCUGACAUUUCUGGGCAGAAAGACUGAAGCGAUGUUGUUGCACGGUGAAGUCGACAGCAUGUGGGAAUUGCUUUCCAAAGCUCUCCAAUCUUUGGUCCAAAAGGGUCUCGUCGAAAAGGAGAAGCUGAACUCCUCUAACCUUCCAUACUAUGCACCAUCAGUGGAUGAAGUAAAGGCAUUGAUUGAGAAGGAGAACCUCCUUGACAUCGAACACAUAGGACUCUUUGAGUCCAACCGGGAUCCACUUGAUGACUCAGCCAGUGAUGUGGUGCUGGAUUGCGCCAGUAGUGGCAGAAAUGUCGCCAAUAAAUGCAUAAGGGCAGUGAUGGAGCCUCUGAUCAUCGAACACUUUGGUGAGGCCAUACUUGAUGAACUGUUCCUGGCGUUUGGCUCCAUGGUUGCAGAAUACCUCGAAACAAUGAAGGCCAAGUACCCUGUCAUUGUUGUCUCCUUGAAGAAGGCCAUGCAUUGAAUUGAACUUAGGAGUAUAUAUGUGACGUGGUGGUUGCAAAUAUACACACAAUAUUUAUCUUUGAGCAACUGUGAGCUUUAUGAAAUAAACCAAAUUUGUGCUUCUAUAUAUUAUCCAAAUAAAAUGAAAGUUGACACAUUUU
Panicum virgatum (switchgrass) is the source of this 856-nucleotide messenger RNA. RefSeq names its product inactive anthranilate O-methyltransferase 1-like. Gene Ontology annotation, molecular function: S-adenosylmethionine-dependent methyltransferase activity. NCBI's taxonomy places the organism in Eukaryota, Viridiplantae, Streptophyta, Magnoliopsida, Poales, Poaceae. The record is from RefSeq and is a predicted model, not a curated record. Gene Ontology annotation, biological process: methylation. The transcript is spliced from 4 exons. The coding region runs from base 1 to 714 and encodes 237 amino acids.